AUGUCAUAUAAUACUAAUCUUCCAGUUGAUAUUUCCACUCUUACUUCCGAAGAACGUCGCCAUAUUUUUAUUGCAUUACUUAAUACUGAUCCAUCUUUACCUAAUGCACUAAAUUCUGAACAACGUCGUUGCCUAUAUUCUGUACUAAUUGCUAUUGAUUCUUCUUUACUUCCAGAUGCACGUAGUGCUGUACACGGGAUAAUGAAUGAACAGAAUGAUCUACGUAAUCGUGCUGCUUCCCGUUUUACACGUGGUGAAGCCCUAUCUCGUCAACCAAAGGGAAGUGUAGGAGAAGUUAUUAAUGAUGUAGCCAAUCCAACAUUUCCAAUUUCGGAAACUGAUUUCAUUCUUCAUGAUUGGCUUACCUCAUAUUGUAAUAGUAUGGUUGACCAAAUAAAAAAGAAAAAAAUUGUAGAAGCAAAGAAUAAAGGGCUUCCAUUACCACCAAAGAAAAAGAAUAUUCAGCCUCCUUCUAGAUUAAAGCGUAGAACAGAUAAUAUUACUGUAAAUGAAGUCAUUGAUGAUCCUGAGAAUACUUCAGAAGCGAAUGCUUCAACUAUUACUUCAGAAACAAAUGCUUCAACAAUUUCAAAUAUACCAGUUAUAACUAAAGAUAUAGUACCUGAUGAUGAUACGUCUCAAAAUACAAGGAGUAGAAAAAGAAAGCAGAAAACAACAGAAAUUACUCCAGAAACUCCUUUACGAAAGAGCAAGAGAAACAGGAAGAUAAAUUCAAAUGAUGAUGAAAAAGAAAUCACCCAACAAAUAGAAAGACAAAAUAUUAAUACCGACAAUGAUUACGAAAUAUAUAAUAAUCCAAAUUUUCAUUCAAAAGAACAAGAUGAACUGGAAAUUCCUGAUGAUGGAUUUUAA
Rhizophagus irregularis DAOM 181602=DAOM 197198 is the source of this 873-nucleotide messenger RNA. The record is from RefSeq and is a predicted model, not a curated record. Lineage: Eukaryota; Fungi; Glomeromycota; Glomeromycetes; Glomerales; Glomeraceae.